AUCGAAAUUCCUCCCGACAACGAUUCGAACGCCAGAAACCGACGUCCACGGCCAUGAGGAUCGCUCAAUUGCAGCAGCCAAUAGCGGCUGCUGCUUCCGGCUUAGGAAAAACAGCUACGACAACUACGAUACGGCAAUUACGCGAUGCGUUAGGCCAGCUGAGGAUAGGAGCUAGUAAUGCGGCGGUUGAGGGUCGAAGACAUGCCUCGCAUCAGUCCCAGGGAGCGUACAGGUUAAAAGACACGAGCACGAUUCCGAAGAAGCUCGGUGCGAAAAAGACUGGUGAUAACUUCGUGAUCCCCGGCAACAUAAUCUUCAAACAGCGCGGCACGAAAUGGUUUCCGGGCGAGAACUGCGACAUGGGCCGGGACCACACGAUCCACGCCACGGCGACGGGGUACGUCAAGUACUACCGCGACCCGGCGAAGCACCCGAAGCGGCAGUACAUCGGCGUCGUGUUCAACAAGGAGGACACUUUACCGUACCCGCAGCACGCGAUGCGCAAGCGGCGCCUCAACAUGGUCGCGGUCCCCCUCGCCCCCCCGCCUCCCCCGCCCGAGCUGUCCGCGUCCGGCAUCCCGACGCAGGUCGUGCGCCAGGGCGAGGGCCGCAAGCCGCACCCGCGCGACGAGCGCGUGAUGAAGCUGCGCGAGGACCGGUCGUACGCGUACGCCGAGGAGAGCUGGAGGCUCGGCACGCUCGUGCGCACCGAGAAGCGGAAGAUGGGGUCCCGAAGGGUGGCUAUGCGGCAUCGCAGGCGCAAGGCUAAGGCUAUUGCUCUGGAGAUGAGGGCUGAGAGGGAGGAUAAGAUUGCCCGCCGUAAGGAGGCGCUGGAUGCGCAGCGGAAGGCCCGCGCGAAGAGGAUGAGGGAGUAUAGGGAGAGGAGGAAGGCUGAGCAGGAGGCGGAGGCUGCGGGACAGGGGAAGGGGGGCGGGGUGCCGCCGGCGGGUGAGUCGGCUCCGGAGCCGCCUAGGGUUGAUGCGUAGAGGGAGAGGGAUACCUGAUACGUACUCCCGAGUGUAUCAUUAUGAAGCUUGGUACAUACACACAUAGCACCGCUCUACUGAACCGGAUCAAGAAUGGCUAUGCUCAGGACUUGUAAACAAUGAAAUACUAUUAUCCAUUUACGGCUUUUGGAGUUUGUUGAAUGUUGCUGAUUAUCUAGCAUGUUGGUGUUGAGAGCGAAAU
Annulohypoxylon truncatum is the source of this 1188-nucleotide messenger RNA. RefSeq names its product ribosomal L27 protein-domain-containing protein. The transcript has 2 exons. Gene Ontology annotation, molecular function: structural constituent of ribosome. The coding region runs from base 54 to 986 and encodes 310 amino acids. The record is from RefSeq and is a predicted model, not a curated record. Gene Ontology annotation, biological process: translation. Gene Ontology annotation, cellular component: ribosome; mitochondrial large ribosomal subunit. Lineage: Eukaryota; Fungi; Ascomycota; Sordariomycetes; Xylariales; Hypoxylaceae.